AUGAAUAAAUUAUUUCGUUUUGCAAAAGUGAUUGCAAGAUCAAUUUAUAAACCUGCUUAAAAAACUCUCUAUAGGAUUCCACAGAUUAAGCAAGUUCUUAAUGAUGAUCACCGUUAGAAAUACUAGUUUAAUACACUGGCAUUUUAGUAAUUUUUUUAUAAAUAUUUCUAGAAAUCACUUACAGUUGAUUUAAGUCUAGAAUUAAGAACAAAUUAAAUAAAAAUUCUAAGUUGGCCUGUCGGAAUUAGGUAAUUAAUUUAUAACUAAUUCUAGCCAAAAUAAAUGCUUAGCUAUUGAAGUAAACAAAUUAUGUCAGGUUUGCUGGGGACUUUAGUCCUUGUGUUAAUCCUGAAUAGUUUAUUCAUGCACUGUAGAUUUAUAGAUAAGGGGCUUUGGCUUAGUUCUAUAGCAUUGACGAUUUAGAGACCAUUAACAGUGUUUAUCAAUCAGACUCCGAAUUUGAGUUUUAGGAUAGCCAAAUAUUAUGAAUAACCUAUCA
Molecule: messenger RNA, 499 nt
Organism: Paramecium octaurelia
Lineage: Eukaryota; Ciliophora; Oligohymenophorea; Peniculida; Parameciidae
Source: the annotation of a GenBank genome assembly